UAGGUUUCAAACAUAGACUGUAAUUAAACAUUAAAAUAUAUUACCUCUUUAAAUCGUUGACUUACAAUCUUGCGCCACUCUGUGGCCACCACUCGCGGACACACUCACUGCGCAGGCGCAGACCCGCCAAGCACCCCCACACAUACAGUGGACACAUGACUAGCUAGCUGGUAGCUGGCUGGUUUGUUGUAGUUGAGAACAUGUUUGUCGCGCGUAGUAUUGCUGCAGACCACAAAGAUCUGAUCCACGAUGUGUCGUAUGAUUUCCACGGCCGGAGGAUGGCGACUUGCUCCAGUGACCAAAGUGUGAAGGUUUGGGACAAAAGUGAAAAUGGAGAGUGGCACUGCACAGCCAGCUGGAAGACACACAGUGGAUCGGUGUGGAGGGUGACGUGGGCUCAUCCAGAAUUUGGCCAGGUUCUGGCAUCCUGCUCUUUCGAUCGGACAGCUGCUGUUUGGGAAGAGAUUGUAGGGGAAUCCAAUGACAAACAGAGAGGACUGAGCCACUGGAUAAAGAGAACCACACUGGUGGAUAGUAGGACUUCAGUGACUGAUGUGAAGUUUGCCCCCAAACACAUGGGCCUCAUGCUGACCACCUGCUCUGCCGACGGGGUGGUGAGGAUCUAUGAGGCUCCUGACGUGAUGAACCUGAGUCAGUGGUCCCUGCAGCACGAGAUCUCCUGCAAGCUGAGCUGCAGUUGCAUCUCUUGGAAUCCCUCAAGCUCUCGUGCCCACCCGCCAAUGUUUGCAGUUGGCAGUGACGACAGCAACGUGACAUAUGGCGGCAAAGUUCAGAUCUAUGAGUAUAAUGAAAACACAAGGAAAUAUGCCAAAGCAGAGACGCUGAUGACGGUGACUGAUGCAGUCCAUGACAUUGCGUUUGCUCCAAACCUGGGGAGAUCUUUCCAUGUGCUCGCUAUUGCAACGAAAGAUGUCAGAAUCUUUAAACUCGUUCCUAUGAGAAAGGAGAGCACUUCUUCGGGGCCCACUAAGUUCGAGGUGCAGAUUGUGGCUCAGUUUGACAACCACAACUCGCAGGUGUGGCGUGUGAGCUGGAACAUCACCAGCACUCUACUGGCCUCCUCCGGGGAUGAUGGUUGUGUUCGCCUCUGGAAAGCAAACUACAUGGACAACUGGAAGUGCACCGGCAUCCUAAAGGGAGACGGCAGCCCACUCACCGGCUCAUCCGGUCAGCCAACAGCUAUGAGCACUGUGGUUGGCUCCUCAGUUCAGACCUCCCAGAAUGCCCUGAAUGGGAUGUCUGCAGGAAGGUAUUUCUUUCCACCUCUGGACACUCCCAGAGCAGGGACUAGGUAUGGCCACCUGUUGCCUCCCUCCUCCCUCAUAGAGCACUGUGAUGUUGAGCCCAUUCAACCUCAGCUACAGGCUCUUACCCAGAGACUCUCGUCUAGAGCUCUCCUGCCCUUACCAGAGUUUGAAGGGCAGUGACGUGGAGAUAUUUAAGCUUUUACAUGUUUUCAUUUUCAACUGCAUAAAAUGGAAGACACUGAAUUACGUCAGAAAUAUUGUAAAGUUUCUACUAUGUUAUCGAGUAGGCCUUUUGAUGACUAUUUUAAUGUCUAAUGUUGAGUGAAUAAUACAUGUUUUUUGUGCUCUUGUUGUUGGAAAGUGCAGAAAAGAACAUCCAAAUAUUGUUUUCUGAUGAAACAUGGUGAAUGUCAGCUGGGAAAUAAGAGCACUGACAACCUAAACCAUCAGUGCCUGCAGAGACAAAAUAUCACAAGGUGCUCGUGAAGAUGCACAUGCCUGAAGUCAGAAUAAACACCACAAAGAGA
This is a messenger RNA of Notolabrus celidotus (New Zealand spotty), 1795 nucleotides long. It is a transcript of the gene seh1l, whose product is annotated as SEH1-like (S. cerevisiae). Bases 201 to 1448 code for a protein of 415 amino acids. Gene Ontology annotation, molecular function: protein binding; structural molecule activity. Gene Ontology annotation, biological process: positive regulation of TORC1 signaling; cellular response to amino acid starvation. Gene Ontology annotation, cellular component: Seh1-associated complex; nuclear pore outer ring. Lineage: Eukaryota; Metazoa; Chordata; Actinopteri; Labriformes; Labridae. The record is from RefSeq and is a predicted model, not a curated record. The transcript has 9 exons.